UACCCCGCCCCGCCCCCAUGCUGGUGACAGAGACCACAGUGGGGUGGGGCUUUCGCCACCCACGUACCAGGUCGGAGCACCUGGCCUUGGCUCCGGACUGCAGCACAGACCCACGUGCGGCCUGGCUCUCAAACCAACAAUUCAAACGGCAGUCACCAAGGCUGCGGCCCACAGAGCGGUCUAGAACACCACACCUCGCGCCGUGGGACCAGGGUGCACCGUGCGGAUAAGCCCACCCCGCACACACUCAGCGCUUCUCUGAGGCCGCCGUCGGUCAGGUGUCUCCAGGGGGAAAGUCAGUGCGGCUACGUCAGCUGUGCUUUGGCGGCGCACCGGGCCCUGUGGCUGCUACGGGUCGGUCUGUACUGGCCAACGGUCAUUUCUGGCAAUGUGGCCGCACCAUGUCCAAGGCGCAGGGUCCCACAGUGCGGGCACCCACUGGUCACAGCCGCUGGUGGCCUCGGUCCCUCUCAGCUUGUGUCAGGGGCCAGGUGAGGACCCUGCCUGGGCCUGGUCUGCUGCUAGGAACACAGGACUGCGGCUGGAGGGCUUCCAGAGAAACCUUUAUUUUCGCUCACGUUCUGGUCCAAGGUCGCAGGGCUGCCUCUGGCCAAGGCUUCUUGCUGGCGGCGGAGAGGCGGUGCCGGGCAUCCACGGCCAUAGGCGGGGAGCGUGCAAGAGACCCCACUUCAGACAAUCUACAGGCCCACGGGCCGCAAGACCGGAUGCACUGAGUACACGCCAGGACAGCACCCCGGAGGCCUCUGGUCCUAACGGGCUGCCAGCGCAGCCUGUUCCCCAGGGGACAAACCACAUUCAAACCAGAGCAGGGCCCCGGGCCUGGGCCAUCCCCAGCCCUCAGCUUGCUCUGGGUCACGCAGGAAUCAGGUCUUGAGCCUCCCGAGUCCCCGCAGGGCCGUGGCUGAGAAGGGGUGCCCCACUGCCUGUGCCCAGCUCUGGCCCAGGCGUAGGCGCCGCAGCGCCGAGUGGGCAGGAGCCCAGGGGACAGCACAGCCCUGUUGCUCUCGGCCCCGCCCUCCGCUCAGGCACAGACUUACAGCCGGGGCCCCACCCUGUCCCCAGAGCAACAUCCCUUAGCAACGGUCACAGCAGACAGAGGACGCAGUGAGCGCCGGGCAGAGCAGGCAGGACUGCGGGACACACACAGGCCAGCUGCCCACAAAGCCCUGACCCGGCAUGGACACUGCGGACGCCAUUGUGGAGAAGCUCCGGGCACAGUGCCUGGCCCGAGGGGCAGCAGGCAUCCAGGGCCUGGCCAGGUUUUUCCGCCGCCUGGACCGGGAUGGGAGCCGAUCCCUGGACGCUGGGGAGCUCCGGCAGGGCCUGGCCAAGCUGGGGCUGGCCCUGGACGAGGCUGAGGCCCAGAGUGUGUGCAGACGCUGGGACCGCAACGGCAGCGGGACGCUGGACCUGGAGGAGUUCUUGCGGGCGCUGCGGCCGCCCAUGUCCCAGGCCCGGGAGGCAGUCAUUGCCGCCGCCUUUGCCAAGCUGGACCGCAGUGGGGACGGCGUGGUGACCUUGGGUGACCUCCGCGGGGUGUACAGUGGCCGCAACCACCCCAAGGUGCGCAGCGGGGAGUGGACAGAGGACGAGGUGCUCCGCCGCUUCCUGGACAACUUUGACUCCUCGGAGAAGGACGGGCAGGUGGGCAGCCGCAGGGGCCCCUUCCCCCAGGCAGUCGCCGGGGCUCGGGUGCCCCUCACAGCCUGUCUGCCACCAGGUCACGCUGGCCGAGUUCCAGGAUUACUACAGCGGCCUGAGCGCGUCCGUGGACACAGACGAGGAGUUCGUGGCCAUGAUGAGCAGCGCCUGGCAGCUGUGAGCAGCGCGCUGGCUUGGCUGUUGCCAGCCCAGGGCCUCCCGUCCCCAUGCCUCACUGGGCCGAGGCAGGGCCCGACACGGGGGGUGGGGUGGGGUGGGGGUGCUGAGGCUGCAGAACCGGCAGGACCAGGCCUCCUGCUGGGCCACUAGGGGAGCUGGAACAGGACCCCAGGGGGAGGGGCGCCCCUGCGUGCCCUCUGCCUGGAGGCAGCCUGGGGGCCCCUGGGGCACCCAGGAGGGCAGGGUGCAGUGCCGAGUUGAAUGCAGUUCCCAAACACAUCGCACCUGCAACCUUACAUAAAUGUUUCAGAAACAUGG
Oryctolagus cuniculus (rabbit) is the source of this 2160-nucleotide messenger RNA. The record is from RefSeq and is a predicted model, not a curated record. Lineage: Eukaryota; Metazoa; Chordata; Mammalia; Lagomorpha; Leporidae.